CUCGUGUCUCGUGAUGAAUGUGACCGAAAAGGCGCAAAAUUUUCUCUGUUUCUUCUUUUGUUUCGCUUCAAAUUUCAAACCCCACUUCCCAUUUUUACCCGUAAACCCUAAAAAGAUGAUCGGCGCCUUGCGGAGAAGCUCUGGGAUUUCUGGGUUGUUACAUUUUCGCCAUUUUUCUCACUUGAAAGGUUCUAAGGCGGCUUUUGAAGCUACUGCGAUCGUGAGGAAGCAAAAUCAACCAAUUCGGCCGUACUUCCGUUUGCCGGACUCUUUCAGGAAGGCGAAGGAGGUUGGUGUUUUUUCGUCGGGGCAGCACUCGUCUGCUUCAUCGUUUUUUUCGAUUGUGAAGGUUGAGUUUCUUGAAUGGUAUUUGGCGAUGAUCAAAUGUCGUCCUGUUCUUACUAAGAGUAUCACUUCUGCGAUUAUUUACACGGCUGCUGAUUUGUCGUCUCAGACCAUUUCUCUGUCAUCGUCAGAGUCAUAUGAUUUAAUUCGAACGGUACGGAUGGCUGGAUAUGGUAUGCUGGUUCUUGGGCCAUCUCUCCAUUACUGGUUCAACUUAAUGUCAAAACUCUUCCCUCAGAAAGAUCUAUUCUCCACCUUCAAGAAAAUGGCCAUGGGCCAAGGUCUCUUUGGCCCUUUCAUGACAGCCAUUUUCUUCUCCUUAAAUGCAUUUCUCCAAGGUGAAAGUGGUGCUGAAAUUAUUGCCCGAUUGAAACGAGACUUGCUUCCUACAAUGCUUAAUGGCGUUAUGUACUGGCCAGUUUGCGAUUUCAUCACGUUUAGAUUUGUCCCUGUUCAUCUUCAAGCGUUGGUGAGCAAUUCUUUUUCGUAUGUGUGGACAGUUUACAUGACAUAUAUGGCGAGCCUCGAGAAAGCUGUCUCGUGAUUUGAUCAUUUUAUCUGAAGGGUUAAGUUCAGACAGGAUCUUGAUGACAGUCCCUUUUCCAAUUUUCUAGGAUGAAGAAACAAGUGGUUUUUGAAGCGGAAGUUGCUUAGCUUUUUAGGAAGAAGGGAGAGAGAGAUUCUUUUCUAGUUAAUAUAAUUGUAAACUUUUUUAUGAGUAAAGAGAUGUAUGAAUUGAAGAACCUUUUGGGAAUCUCAAUUAGCAUUUGCUUGGUAUAUAAUAUUUGUAGAAAGUGAAAAUUCUAUUUCUAUCUAAUUUGUUUUUACUUCGCAA
This is a messenger RNA of Cucumis sativus (cucumber), 1180 nucleotides long. Its product is annotated as PXMP2/4 family protein 4. Gene Ontology annotation, cellular component: cytoplasm; membrane. Lineage: Eukaryota; Viridiplantae; Streptophyta; Magnoliopsida; Cucurbitales; Cucurbitaceae. The record is from RefSeq and is a predicted model, not a curated record. The transcript has 4 exons. Bases 14 to 889 code for a protein of 291 amino acids.